This is a messenger RNA of Solanum dulcamara, 1725 nucleotides long. RefSeq lists its product as uncharacterized. The coding region runs from base 1 to 1725 and encodes 574 amino acids. NCBI's taxonomy places the organism in Eukaryota, Viridiplantae, Streptophyta, Magnoliopsida, Solanales, Solanaceae. The transcript is spliced from 3 exons. Gene Ontology annotation, molecular function: RNA-DNA hybrid ribonuclease activity; nucleic acid binding. The record is from RefSeq and is a predicted model, not a curated record.
AUGCCUGAAAACCUACCACUGGAGGUCGAGCAGUUCGAGAGCCAGGAGAAGCCUAAUAUGGACGAAAUAGAGGUUGUCAAUUUAGGAGAUGAGGAAACUAUGAAGGAAAUCCGAAUUAGCAUACAUUUGGAGGCCGAAAGAAAGAAGGAGUUAAUAGAAUUUCUUAGGCAACAUGUCAACAUAUUUGCUUGGUCUUAUGACGAUAUGCCAGGGUUAUGCACCGAUAUCGUUUCACAUAGACUACCAAUUGAUCCCACCUGCUUACUCGUCAAACAAAAGACAAGAAAGUUCAAACCAAACUUGAGUCUAAGGAUCAAAGAAGAGAUACUGAUGAAUGAAGAUGAUGCAGAAAAGACAGCAUUUAUCACUUCAUGGGGAGUGUAUUGCUAUAGACUAAUGCCAUUUGGCCUAAAAAAUGCUGGUGCAACCUACAUGAGGGCCAUGACCGAUUUUUUCCAUGAUAUGAUCCACAAGAAAAUUGAAGUAUAUGUGGAAGAUAUCAUUAUCAAAUCCAAGAGGAGUUCGGAUCACCUAUAUAAGGAUGCUGCCACAAAAUGGACGGAGGAAUGUCAAAGGGCUUUCGACAAAAUCAAAGAAUAUUUGUCCAACCCACCAGUAUUAGUCCCACCUGAGCCAGGGAGGCCGUUGCUACUAUACUUAUCUGUCAUGGAUAAUGCAUUUGGAUGCGUAUUGGGACAACAUGAUCAGACAGGUAGAAGAGAGCAAGCCAUUUACUACUUGAGCAAGAAGUUCACACCAUAUGAGGCAAGAUAUACCUUGUUGGAACGAACAUGUUGUGCUUUGACUUGGAUCGCGCAGAAAUUUAGGCAUUACCUGUCUGCAUACACCACGUACUUAAUCUCAAGAUUGGAUCCACUCAAGUACAUCUUUCAGAAACCAAUGCCUAAAGGUAAAUUGGCAAAAUGGCAAAUUUUGUUGAGCGAGUUCGACAUUGUGUACGUGAAACAGAAGGCCAUCAAAGUACAAGCCUUGGCUGACCACCUCGCAGAAAAUCCAGUGGAUCAAGAUUACGAGCCGCUAAAAACUUACUUCCCUGAUGAAGAAGUGUUUUUUGUAGGUGAAGACAUAUCAGAACCAUGCGAUGGCUUGAGGAUGUUUUUUGAUAGAGCGUCAAAUUCCAAGGGAGUUGGAAUAGGAGCAGUUUUAAUUUCAGAAACAGGUCAAUAUUAUCCAAUUUCAGCCAAGAUUAGGUUUGAUUGUACCAAUAACAUGGCAGAGUAUGAAGCUUGUAUUCUUGGGCUUAGAAUGGCCAUAGACAUGAACGUCAAAGAGCUUUUGGUCAUAGGCGAUUCUGACUUAUUGGUUCAUCAGGUGCAAGGAGAAUGGGCUGCUAAGAAUGUGAAGAUCCUUCCUUAUUUGCAUUGCAUAAAGGAGUUGAGUAGGAGAUUCAGAAAGAUUGAAUUCAAACAUGUCCCUCGAGCUCAAAAUGAAUUUGCCGAUGCUUUGGCAACAAUAUCCUCAAUGAUUCAGCAUCCGGACAAGAAUUACAUCGACCCUAUUAAAGUAAAGUUAUAUGAUCGACAUGCAUAUUGUUUUUAUGUUGAUGAGGAAUUGGAUGGAAGACCAUGGUACUAUGACAUCAAGAGAUUGAUAGAAGAAAUACAUGCAGGAACAUGUGGACCUCAUAUGAAUGGGUUCACUCUAGCUAAGAAGAUCUUAAGAGCUGGAUAUUUUUGGAUGACCAUGGAGAGAGAUAGCAUUUGA